AUGAGUAUUUAUAUGGAGGAUAAUAGAGAUGAAGAGGGACUUGAUAAAGUGGGGCUCUUAAAUAAACUUCUUGAAUAUCCACAAGAUACCUUAGAAAAAAGUGAUAAUAAUAUAAAGAAUCAGCUAACGUGUGAUGUCCGUGUUAUUAUGCAAGCAUAUUGGGGUACUUCUAAUAUUCAUAUAUCGAAUGAUACUGUUACAGCAAUGACAAAAUUAACUUGCAGUUAUAUAGAUAAAUUGAUGACUGCAGCUGCACAUAUUCCAAUUUCAGAAACUGAUGAUAAUUGUGUAAAUGUAAAAAAUAUAUUGACAAUAUUGGAAAGUGAUGAAAGAAAGUUCAAACGAGCACAAGAUGUCAUUAGGGUUUAUAGAGAACAAGAGAGUUUACAGCAAGCAUAUGAUGAUAGUAAAUACAUAGGAAGAUCACUUAGAAAUACUGAUAAAGAUACUUAG
This is a messenger RNA of Cryptosporidium muris RN66, 453 nucleotides long. RefSeq lists its product as uncharacterized. The record is from RefSeq and is a predicted model, not a curated record. Bases 1 to 453 code for a protein of 150 amino acids. NCBI's taxonomy places the organism in Eukaryota, Apicomplexa, Conoidasida, Eucoccidiorida, Cryptosporidiidae. The transcript has 3 exons.